AUGUCUAGCUCUUCCAAGCGAAUACGUUACAAGGAAUGGAAAUGCACAUUUCCGGGAUGUACGGAAGGUCCGAAAACGAAAUACAACGCGGUUUCUCACGUCUGGGACGCCCACUUGAAGUUUUUAUAUGCAGACCUUCAAGGCACUGCAUACAAAAACCUUCCCGAGCAAAAACGAAAAGAAGCGAAAAAGGCAUGUAUGUCGUAUAUAGCAUUUGUCACAGACACGGUCAACCAACGAAAACGAAAACCAUACAAAACGGGCAAACGGUCGAAUGACACGGAUGACGAAUGCGAAUCCACGUCACCGCCCAAAGUCGAUAGUUUGACACCCGACAAUCUCCAAUAUACAGAAAAAUGUUAUUUGCCCGCCGAAAAUGUUAUUCCAUCGCAAAUGUCCCAACCGGUUGUCGCCGUGUGUCGGGACGAUUUUUUGACGAUUCAAAAAGUGAAUGCAAACAUCAAACGGUUAUGUGUAGCUGGGACGAUGAUGAGUGAAGGGGGCUAUUUACAACGGAGUGAUGAACGGUAUAAAACGGAGAUUGUGCGAAUUCAAAGUGCUUUAGAAAACAUUAGAAAAAUUGUUGGGUAUUCCUAUUAUUAUAAGACUGACCUUUCGACCCAAAAAUACGGGUUUUUGGCGCAAAAUUUACAAGAGAUUUACCCUGAAGCAGUCAAAGUUCUUCCUGAUGGAAUUUUAAGUGUUGAUAUGGUAGCUUUACUUCCUUAUAUUAUAACGUCAAUGAAAGAAAUUUACACGGAAUUUCAACAUCUCCAUAAGAUUGAUGACGUGGCAGAGGAGAUUAAGAAAGUCAUAGAAAGCGUUUUGUACACCGAAACGAAUGAAAAUGCGUUGACUGGUCUUGGCCCACAAAAUGUCGUCUGGUACAUUGCUAUCUUUUUUACUUUACUUUCGUUAUUGGAAGUGGGAAUCUUCCCGAAUUAUGGGAUGGUAUGGGUGUGGACGAUAAUUACCAGUUUCCUUUGUUGGCUUUCUUAUUGGAGAUGUGAUUGGAAAGAUGAUGUCACACAGUGGUGUAAAGAUCGUGUCUGGAAUCAUUUGAAAACAAUUUCAAAUAACAUUUUGAAGAACACAGAAAAGAGUUCUUCACUUCCAACAUCAACUGAGACCCCCAAUGAACAAAUGUUUUUUGAAAUUGUUAUUCACGUUGUUAUUCGGUGGUGUGUGAUUUUCACUGUUGGGAUUGUCUCAUGCGCUUUGACGUUUUUGAUGGGAGCCACGUUACAGAUCUAUUUGAGUCUCUUUUUAGCAGCAAGUAUUUUGGUGAUAUGUCUUGCUUUGAUGUUUAAGCGAACUCGAAAGUUGUUCCUCUAUCUCAUUCUCUUUGUAUUUUUAUCGGGGGCUUUGACUUUGCUUACUCUUGUAUUAGUCCAACCAUCUUAUUCAUGUGUGUUAUCAAGUCGUAGUGUGACACCAUCAAAACCAUACAUUUUUGUGAUAGAACAACCUCCUUGGAAUUGUAUGAGUCCAUCUCUUCACACAAACGAGUCUUCACUCUUUAUGGAUUACCGGCAACCAUAUGCUUUAAGAGCUGAUCACUUCAAUGGAAAAAUCGCCAGUGUGAAACUGCAAUGUAAAAAUGGGGUGUCUUUCGAGUGUGGAAAUGUCUUAUUGGAGCCAUAA
Messenger RNA from Entamoeba invadens IP1, 1644 nucleotides. RefSeq lists its product as hypothetical. Gene Ontology annotation, cellular component: endoplasmic reticulum membrane; nucleus. NCBI's taxonomy places the organism in Eukaryota, Evosea, Mastigamoebida, Endamoebidae. Bases 1 to 1644 code for a protein of 547 amino acids. Gene Ontology annotation, biological process: protein autoprocessing; positive regulation of DNA-templated transcription. The record is from RefSeq and is a predicted model, not a curated record. Gene Ontology annotation, molecular function: DNA-binding transcription factor activity; sequence-specific DNA binding. The transcript has 4 exons.